This is a messenger RNA of Thamnophis elegans (Western terrestrial garter snake), 6081 nucleotides long. RefSeq names its product scribble planar cell polarity protein (gene SCRIB). The transcript is spliced from 39 exons. The record is from RefSeq and is a predicted model, not a curated record. Gene Ontology annotation, biological process: neurotransmitter receptor transport postsynaptic membrane to endosome; neurotransmitter receptor transport, endosome to postsynaptic membrane. The coding region runs from base 39 to 5093 and encodes 1684 amino acids. Gene Ontology annotation, molecular function: protein binding. Gene Ontology annotation, cellular component: postsynaptic membrane; postsynaptic density; adherens junction. NCBI's taxonomy places the organism in Eukaryota, Metazoa, Chordata, Lepidosauria, Squamata, Natricidae.
CCCGCCCGCCCGCCCGCCCGCCCGCCCCGGCGCCGAGGAUGCUUCGCUGCAUGCCGCCGCUGUGGCGCUGCAACCGGCAGGUGGAGACGCUGGACCGGCGGCACUGCUCGCUGCAGGCCGUGCCCGACGACGUCUACCGCUACAGCCGCUCGCUGGAGGAGCUGCUGCUCGACUCCAACCAGCUCCGCGAGCUGCCCAAGCCUUUCUUCCGACUUCUGAACCUGCGCAGGCUGGGCCUGAGUGACAAUGAGAUCCAGCGCCUCCCUCCCGAAGUGGCCAAUUUCAUGCAGCUGGUGGAGCUGGACAUCUCCCGCAAUGACAUCCCGGAGAUUCCCGAGAGCAUCAAGUUCUGCAAGUCCCUGGAGAUUGCCGACUUCAGCGGAAACCCCUUGUCCAGGCUCCCCGAAGGCUUCACCCAGCUGCGCAACCUGGGCCACCUGGCCUUGAACGACGUCUCCUUGCAGAGCCUGCCCAGUGACGUUGGCAACUUGGCAAACCUGGUGACUUUGGAGCUUCGUGAGAAUCUGCUGAAGUGCCUCCCGGCAUCACUCUCCUUCCUUGUGAAAUUGGAGCAGCUGGACCUUGGGGGCAACGACCUUGAAGUGUUGCCAGAUACCCUGGGCGCCCUGCCAAACCUGCGUGAGCUCUGGCUGGACAGGAACCAGCUCUCCGGCCUGCCCCCUGAGCUGGGCAACCUCCGUCGGCUGGUCUGCCUGGACGUCUCCGAGAACAAGCUGGAGCAGCUGCCCGAUGAGAUUGGCGGCUUGGUGGUGCUGACGGACCUGCUUCUGUCACAGAACCUGCUGGAGGUGAUUCCCGAGGGCAUUGGCCAGCUGAAGCAGCUCUCCAUCCUGAAGGUUGACCAGAAUCGUCUGACGGAGGUGACCGAAGCCAUUGGGGACUGUGCCAACCUGUCGGAGCUCAUCCUCACCGAGAACCUGCUACAGACCCUCCCCAGGUCUCUGGGGAAACUCACCAAGCUGACCAACCUCAACGUGGACCGGAACCGCCUGAAGGUGCUCCCUGCAGAGAUUGGGGGCUGCAGCAGCCUGAACGUCCUCUCCCUUCGGGACAACCGCCUGGACUGGCUGCCCCCGGAGCUUGCUGGCACCGCUGAGCUGCACGUCCUGGAUGUAGCGGGCAACCGGCUGCAGCACUUGCCCUUCGCACUGACCAACCUGCACCUGAAGGCCCUCUGGCUGGCAGAGAACCAGUCGCAGCCCAUGCUCCGGUUCCAGACAGAGGAGGAUGAGAAGACGGGGGAGAAAGUGCUCACCUGCUACCUGCUGCCCCAGCAGCCACCUGCCAGCUCAGAGAACCUCCUGCAGAACAGCCUGGAGGAGAGCUGGGCCGAGGCCAACCCCAACCGGGUCAGUGUGAUCCAGUUUUUGGAGGACUCCCAAAUGGAGGAGGAGGAGGAGGAGGAGGAAGCUGGCACUGAGAAGAGGGGGCUGCAGCGCAGAGCCACUCCGCACCCCAGCGAGCUGAAGUCCAUGAAGAAGGGAAUGGAAGUGCGACGCAGUGAGGCCUCCGCGGCAGCUAAGCGGGACUCCCCUAACUCUGAGGGCAAGAGGCUGAGUGCCACCUCCAACCACAGCGAAGACUCUCACGUCUCUGGCAGCACCCUCUCUGCCAGCGGCAGCCUGGAGGAGGGGCGAGAGGCGCAGCAGGCCGAGGGCGCAGCCGCAGAGGCUCCACUGGAGGGAGGGAGGAAGCUGGUGGCCGAAGAAAAAGGCCAAGUGCCCCCGGAGGAGGUGGCCACGCAGGAGGAGACGGCCGAGGACCAGGAGGAGGAGCUGGAGUACUCGGAGCCCACGGUGCACUUCGCAGAGGACACCCUGGUUCGCAGUGAGGAUGAGGACGAGGAGGCACCCCCGAUCCCCGCAGGAAAGCAGCGGCUGAUCCGCAAGGACACACCCCACUACAAGAAGCACUUCCGGAUUGCUCAGCUGCCCCGCCCGGAGGCGGUGGUGGCCCUCCUGCAGGGCUUCGGGGCCAGUGGGAGCCCUCAGGAGGAGGAAGAGGAGAAGCCAGAGCAGGAGGAGGCCCCGGAGCAGGCGGGGUGGGGCCAGGAAGAGGCUGUCAGCGAGGGGGGCACAGCAGUUCCACCCUCGGUCAAGGGGGUGUCGUUUGAUCAAGCCAAUAAUCUGCUGAUUGAGCCCGCUCGCAUUGAGGAGGAAGAGCUGGCUCUGACGAUCGUGCGGGAGACGGGCGGCCUGGGCAUCAGCAUUGCAGGAGGCAAGGGCUCCACCCCUUACAAGGGAGACGAUGAGGGUGUCUUCAUCUCCCGUGUGUCGGAAGAGGGCCCAGCAGCACAGGCUGGGGUUCGUGUGGGGGACAAGCUCCUGGAGGUGAAUGGGGUGUCCCUGCACGGUGCUGAGCAUCACGUGGCGGUGGAAGCCCUCCGGGGCUCGGGCAGCAGUGUCUCCAUGACAGUGCUGCGGGAGCGGAUGGUGGAGCCUGAGAACGCCAUCACGGUGACGCCACUGCGGCCCGAAGAUGAUUACAGCCCGCGGGAAUGGCGUGGAGGGCUGCAAUUAGCCGUGGGGGCUAAAGACACCACCACGACCGAGCGCCUUUCGGCCUGCCUGGUGCGGAACGAGCGGGGCCUGGGCUUCAGCAUUGCCGGCGGCAAGGGCUCUACCCCAUACCGGCCAGGCGACAUGGGGAUUUUCAUCUCCCGGAUUGCAGACGGGGGGGCUGCCCACCGGGAAGGAACGUUGCAAGUGGGCGACAGGGUCAUCUUGAUCAAUGGGGUGGACAUGACGGAAGCUCGGCACGAUCAGGCUGUAGCACUGCUGACCGCCUCCCCACCCACCAUUGCUCUGCUGGUAGAAAGAGAGGCGGCACCACAAGAGAAGGACCUGCCCGUGGGGCCACGAGGGCCCCAGGCCCCCUCGCCUCCACCUCUGCCCCCCCAAGGAGAGGCCCUGCUGGAGGAGGCGGCACCAUCCCCCCCCAGGAGCCAGUUGCCCAAAGGCGCGGAGAGCCAGUACCCCACCGAGGAGGUCUGCCUGGUGAAGGCUGGGGGGGCCCUUGGCCUCAGCAUCGUGGGAGGCAGUGACCACUCCAGCCACCCCUUUGGCAUCCACGAGCCAGGAGUCUUCAUUUCAAAGGUCAUUCCGCACGGCCUGGCCUCCCGCAGUGGCCUGCGUGUGGGGGACCGGAUCCUAGAGGUGAAUGGCAUCAACCUGCGCCAGGCGACUCACCAGGAGGCCGUCAACGCUCUGCUCUCCGGAGACCCGGAGCUACGGAUGGUGGUUAGGCGAGACCCUCCGCCGCCUGGAAUGGAGGAGAUCUGCAUUGAAAAGAGGCCUGGGGAGAAACUGGGCAUCAGCAUCCGAGGCGGCGCCAAGGGCCAUGCGGGGAACCCCUUUGACCCCACAGACGAGGGGAUCUUCAUCUCCAAGGUCAGCUCCACCGGGGCAGCGGCCCGCGAUGGCCGGCUGAGGAUGGGCCUGCGCAUCCUGGAGGUGAACCAGCAGAGCCUGCUGGGCAUGACGCACGCGGAGGCGGUGCAGGUCCUGCGGGCCGUGGGGGACUGGCUGCUGGUGCUCGUUUGCGAGGGCUUUGACCCCAAAGCCAUGGCUGCCCUUGAGAUGUCUCCCGGAAUCAUCGCCAACCCUUUUGCGGCCGGAAUUGGGCGCAAGAACAGCCUGGAGAGCAUCUCGUCCAUUGACAGGGACCCCAGCCCAGAAGAGGCGGAUCUUCUUCAGAAGGGCGUGGUAGUGGGGGAAGCCGAGUCUGCCCAGCGGGAGCCUGCCGGCAGCCAGCAGUGCUCGGCCCCGUCCCAGCCUUUCUGCCUGGCGGGCAAAGAGACUCUUUUUACCAAGCCCGGGAGAAUUCAGCCAGUCUCUCGCCUCCGCCUGACCUCAGCCCUGGGCCCCACGGAGGGGCAGGGCAGCCCCAGCCCUUUGCAGCAGCCUGAGCUGGUCUCUAGCCCCAACGGCCUGCCUUGGCAGUCCGGACCCUUGUCGCAAUGCGAGGACCCCCCUCUCAGUGCCAAGCAGGUGUACAAGGCCUUGGCCGCCGUCCCAGGAUUGCAGCUCCCGUUGGAGACGGAGGAGCUGCCUGGCCAGAGGAGCCUUGAUCGGGUGCCGCCCGUCUCUUCCGAGAGCCCAUGGCCGGGCAGCCCACACAGCCCGGAGCAGCGCACCUUCCGCGAGAGGCAGAAGUACUUUGAACUGGAGCUGAAGCAGCCGCCUGCCGCCGGGAAGCCCCUGAAGCGAGUCUCUCUGGUCGGGGAGGAAGACCUGAAGAAGAUGAAGGAGGAAGAAGCAGCUCGGAAACUCCAACAGAAGCGAGUCCAGUUGCUGGAGGAGGAGGAGGAGGAGGAGGAGGAGGAGGCGCAUAGCCAGCCCCCCCCAGGCACGGGGUGCCCCUCCAGCAUCUUCAUCGAAGGCGUUGAGUACAGGGUGGAGAAGCAGAACGGGGGCAGUCUCCCCCCAACCGCCUGGAUGAGCCCCGUCUGCGCCAGAGGGGGGGAGCCGGGGGUGCCAGUCCGGACAGCCAAAGCCGAACGGCGGCAUCAGGAACGCCUGCGGGUGCAGAGCCCGGAGCUGCUGGCCAUCCCGGAGAAGGAGCUCUCCCCAGCCGAGCGCCGAGCCCUGGAAGCGGAGAAGCGGGCCAUGUGGCGAGCAGCACGAAUGAAGUCUCUGGAGCAGGAUGCCCUCAAGGCCCAGAUGGUGAUUGCCAAAUCCAGGGAGAACAAGAAGCGUGGCACGUUGGAGCAGCUGGCAGAGUCACCCUCCCCGGCCCCCACGCCUUCCCCCACGCCCUUGGAAGACGGUGCUUCCCGGGUCGCAGUUUCUCCAGGGCGGCUGUCUUUGCCUGAAAAGAAGUUCCUCUACAGGGAAUUUGCAGCCAUUCCUUCUUCCAAACCUGUAUAUGAAAUCCAGACUCCAGAUGCACGAGAAUCCUGCAAACGUCUUGGCAGCAUCGGCAGCAGCUCAGGGCGCCAGGACCAUGGUGGUGGGAGCCCAGAGCCCUUGGUGACCCACGGACCCUCUGCGGGCCAGGAGCUGGGGCUGUUUGGCGAGGAGCGCAACCUCCAGCAGGCCCAACACAGCUUAGAAGCCGCCGUCCCGACAUAACACGCCUGUCGUUGGAGACUGUACGGACACAGCCAGGCCAACGGGACGGAGUGGGGCGCUCGGCUGCUGGGCCUCCCGAUGGACCGUGGGGCUCUGGACCUCCUUGCAAUGCACUGGGACAGGUCGUGACGAAACUGAGGGAGAGCAUUGGGGGUGAGGGGAACCGAUGGGAUGUGGGGUCUGUAAAUAGUGGGUGGAGGAGGGCCACGAAACUGUUUCCACGUGGCAUCAGCUGUGGUCGUUGCUGGAGACGUACCGGUUGUUAGCCGACCAGCGGUGGGGCCCCCGUGCCUGUCCCCACCUUCCCUUAGGGUGCCCAGCACCACCUGCUGGCGGGGAGCGUUUUGGGCGCUGCUGUGCCAGGCAGGGUAGACAAGGGGGAAGCCGAGUAGGGGCCGGCUAGUGGCAUUAGGGGUGUGGCGAGGCAGGGGCUUGGAGUAGUGCGGGGGGAGGGGCCUGGCGGCCUCCGGUGAAGUCCCAGGAUUGCGACUGUGGCCCCCACCAGCCCAGCCGGUGCUUUGAGCCUGGCCGGUGGAGCUGCGGGGCCAUCUGGGAAAGGGGGGGGGCGGGGCGAGGGACUCUGCUGGCACCCACCGGGCAGGCUGCCAGCCUUCCACAGGACGGGGGCAUCGCUUAGGCCAAAUCGCCGAGAAAGGCUCGUUUGAACGGGAGGUUUGGCUUUAGGAGGGUAGCAUGGGAGGUCUGCGUCUCUCUUUCUCCAGCUACCAAGGUGGCUGCUUCGACAUCACCGGUUAGAGCUUUUUGUUUUUAAACUAAUUUUAGCAUUUGCUUUUAAGGAGCAACUGGGGAGUGAUCAGGCAGGGUUUCAGUGGCUAACUAACUUAUAGGUGCUGGGCUGUCAUCCAUCUCUAGUCCCCCGGGGUCGUCCGGGGGGGGGGGAGAUCAGGACUGUAACUAGUGACAUUUGUACAACCAAAGAAAUCUAUUUUGUGGUUCAAUGACAAUAAAGUUUACUUUACCUUUUAGA